AUGCCGCCACCGAAAACGCUAAAGGAAUUAAAGAGUUUGCAAGGAAAGCUGGCAUACAUUCGCCAUUUCAUUUCAAAUCUAGCAGGGAGAUGUCAACCGUUUUCCCAUCUGAUGAAGAAAGAUAUAGAAUUUGUGUGGGACCAAGCUUGUCAGAAUGCGUUUGACUCGAUCAAAGAAUUGCUGAAACAACCGCUGGUAAGAAAGAAGGAACUUUUGCCAUACUGCCGAAAAGCACAGCAGUUGCUAGAACAUUUCUAUCAUGUUGAGAUCAAACAUGUACCACGAUCUGAAAAUGCAAGGGCAGACGCCUUGGCUAGUUUGGCAGCGGCUCUGUCUCGCCCAAAUCGAAGCCCUCUUCAAGAGAAUUAUCGCGUAAUAUCUGCAAAGGUGGAGGAGGAUGGAACUGUAAGGGAUCAUCAUUCUUUGCAGGGAAUUCAUGAGUAUUCGUCAGAGAAGUACCGAAAGUUAUCCAUCCUUCAAGAACAUUAG
Messenger RNA from Magnolia sinica, 489 nucleotides. RefSeq lists its product as uncharacterized. Gene Ontology annotation, molecular function: RNA-DNA hybrid ribonuclease activity; nucleic acid binding. The transcript is spliced from 3 exons. The record is from RefSeq and is a predicted model, not a curated record. NCBI's taxonomy places the organism in Eukaryota, Viridiplantae, Streptophyta, Magnoliopsida, Magnoliales, Magnoliaceae. The coding region runs from base 1 to 489 and encodes 162 amino acids.